Effrenium voratum is the source of this 1424-nucleotide messenger RNA. The record is from the annotation of a GenBank genome assembly. Lineage: Eukaryota; Dinophyceae; Suessiales; Symbiodiniaceae.
CUUGUGUCUAACCCCGCACACCUCGCGAUGACCACCGAUGCGAACAGCGACUCUUCGGAGUCCAAGCCGGGCGAACGCCGGGCCGGGGUCCAGGUGUUGGAGCAAGAGGAGGAGCGGGAGCCAAGCGAGGAGGAGAUCAAGGAAUAUGCGGAGUUCCUGGGCCUCGACGUGGAAAAGGAGCCGGACCUCUUGUGGAUCGCCAAGGAAGGUGUCUGCGCGCCGGUGCCGGCGCCUUGGAAGGCCUGCACCGAGAACGGGGACGACGUGUUCUACUGGAACUUUGAGACCGGGGAAUCCAUUUGGGACCACCCGGCAGACGAGAGUUACCGCCAGUUGCUCGAAGACAAGCGGAAAGAGAAGGCAGCAAAGGAAAAAGCCAAAGAAGGGUCUGGAAAGGAGGAGCCAAAGGAAGCAAAGCCAGAACCAAAAGAGGAGGCGUCAAAUGGCGAUGAAGUCGUAACGGAACCGGCUGGAAAGAAGCCGGAUGUUGCGAAAGAGGACUUGAGCGCCUCCGUGUCAGCGUCAAUAGAGGAGUCCUUUUCUGCAUCUUUCUCUGCGGAGAGUGCUAGUGCUAAGCCGUUGGCUGAGGUCAAACCCUUGGCUGAGGCCGACAAGCCUUUGGCUGAGGCCGUCAAUGCUUCAACUAGCAAAUCCGAGGCUGAGGAGAGUGGAGCCUUGGCUGAGGCCAAGGAGGCUGGCAAGCCUUUGGCGACUGGCAAGCCCUUGGAGGCCAACAAGCCCUCUGAGAGGACAGACAAAGCUGAUGACCCGCCAUCCGCUGGUAUCGGCUUGGCUGGUGUGGGCCUUGGCGGGGUGCAGAUAGGCCCGCGGGGUGCUGUCGGGAAAGAGCCCAAAAAGAUUGACAGCCUUCCCGAGCUGGAGGAGGUCGACAACUCUACCAGUCACAGCGCCCCUCCCCGGCCCAAGACGGAGAAAAUCGGGGGCUCGGGAGGAUCCGGGUCCGGGUCCAACCCGGUGGCCCAGUCUGACGGGGAGCUCUCGGAGGACUUCAUGAGCGAUCUUGGGAGCCCUGAGAACUCAGGGCUCUUGGCUCCGAAUUCCAAGGAACGGGCCCACUCGCGGGCCAACUCGGGGGACCACACCCUGGACCUCUCCAUCUCCGCCGCGGCCGACGCCGCGGAGUCCGCGGAGGUCGCGCCGGGCUCUCUGGAGGCGGAGGUGUCGUCGCUGGCGAGGAGCCUGCAGAUCCUGCGGAAGAUCCGGGAAAGCCAGCAGCAGUACUUGGAGCUUCUAGGUGUAAAAGUCGCAUAGCUGGAAUCCAGCGCCAAAAAAAGCGCCGCGCCUUUUUUUCCCCAUUUGCACAUACAUGAAACUCCAAUGCUGAGCGGAUUGGUCCUUGUCCCGGCUGGAAUCUGGCCCGCAGGCCUUGCUUAGAUGGUAAAGCUGCUUGAAUACUUCCCCAU